Molecule: messenger RNA, 486 nt
Organism: Zootermopsis nevadensis
Lineage: Eukaryota; Metazoa; Arthropoda; Insecta; Blattodea; Termopsidae
Gene: roh
Product: reduction of Rh1
Source: RefSeq, a predicted model, not a curated record
UCACUACGUGUUGGCUAGCCUGAUAUUGAGAUUAUCAUUUUACGUUACGAUAUACUUUCGGAGAACCACCAUUUUCUUUCUGCAAGAAUUGCGUUGAGGAAAUCUCGGGUUCAUUCGUGGUAACUGAAACACUUCUGAGAUGUCUGAAUCAGGUCCACCAUCUCGACCUAUGAAAUAUCCAUACACAUUUUCUGCAAAAAUUGCACAGUUUCCACUGAAACAUUACUUCCAGAACCAGUGGAUUUGGAGAUACUAUUUCAUUGCUUUGGCAGUGUGUACUCCAAUCUUUUACUCCAUUAGUAGAUUAGCUAAUUCACCAGAAAAUAAGGCAAAAUGGGCAGAAAUUAAGCGAAAAGAGAGAGAAGAACACCACAACUAACUAGAAACUUCAGUAAUAAUUCUUGGAGAAUGCUGAAUUUCCAAAUAUUGUAGAAUUGGUAAUUUGUAUGUAAUUAAGGCAAAUAAAAUGUGAUUUAUGAAAUGGAA